GUGACGUCAGGGUGGAGCUGCCAGGGAGGAAGAAAACAGCAGCCUGAGGAGGAAGAGGGAUUCAGACACCCAGGAAUUAAUAAAACUGCCUCUGAGGUGAUCUGCCCCAUCUGCAGGAGACAACAGCCCCAGCAAGAUGGUGUUCUAUACCUGCGGACCUAAUGAAGCCAUGGUUGUAUCAGGCUUUUGCCGCAGCCCUCCUGUAAUGAUUGCCGGAGGGCGCGUGUUCGUUCUGCCCUGUAUACAGCAGAUCCAGAGGAUCUCAUUGAACACGCUGACGCUGAAUGUAAAGAGCGAGAAGGUCUACACCCGCCACGGGGUCCCCAUUUCAGUGACGGGUAUCGCGCAAGUUAAGAUUCAGGGACAGAAUAAGGAGAUGUUGGCAGCUGCCUGCCAGAUGUUUCUUGGCAAAUCGGAGAAUGAAGUGGCUCAUAUUUCCCUGGAGACCUUGGAGGGCCAUCAGCGCGCCAUCAUGGCUCACAUGACGGUCGAGGAGAUCUACAAGGACAGACAGAAGUUCUCGGAGCAGGUUUUUAAAGUGGCCUCGUCUGACCUGGUUAACAUGGGAAUCAGUGUCGUCAGUUAUACCUUGAAAGACAUUCACGACGAUCAGGGAUACCUGAACUCUUUGGGCAAGGCUCGGACGGCUCAGGUUCAGAAGGAUGCGAGGAUUGGAGAGGCCGUGGCCAAGAGGGAGUCCGGAAUCAAGGAGGCAGAGGCUCAACAGGCGAAGGUCUCGGCUCAGUAUGUGAACGAGAUCGAGAUGGCCAAGGCACAGAGAGACUUUGAGCUGAAGAAGGCGGCAUACGACUUGGAGGUGAACAGCAGAAAGGCAGAGAGCGACCUGGCUUAUCAGUUACAGGUGGCCAAGACGAAGCAGAAGAUCGAGGAGCAGAAGGUCCAGGUCCAAGUGGUGGAGAGGACACAACAAAUCCAGUUGCAGGAUCAAGAGAUCCAGCGUAAGGAGAAGGAGCUGGAAGCCAGGAUUAAGAAACCAGCCGACGCUGAACGAUACCGCCUGGAGAAACUCGCUGAAGCCGAGAGGAUGAAGCUGAUCACGGAGGCGGAAGCGGAGUCCGAAGCUAUCAAGAUUCGAGGCGAAGCCCAGGCCUAUGCUAUUGAAAUCAAAGCCCGCGCUGAUGCAGAGCAAAUGGCCAAAAAGGCAGAAGCCUUCCAGGAGUACCAGGAUGCGGCCAUCGUGGACAUGUUACUGGAGAAGCUGCCGGAGGUUGUUGAAGAGAUCAGCAAACCAUUUACCGAGGUAAAGAAGAUCAAGAUGAUAUCGAGCGGUGGGGGCGAGGUCGGCGCCUCCAAGAUCACAGGCGAGGUUCUAGAUAUCCUGAGCCGUCUCCCAGAAACCGUGGAGAAGCUGACAGGCGUCAGUAUCCACCAGAGCGGAUAUAAGAAGCCCGGACGGAUGUCCUAACUUCCAGACGUAGCGUUUACCGCCGCCGCCGGUCCCCGGUGCGCUCAGCUGCCUUCUCCCGCUCCGACAUGGAUAUUACACCCCGGCCUUUCCCCUCACACCACGGUGCCCUUAGGUUUGGAGACUUUAUUUGGGGGGGGGGGAUAUGUUGUGGUCCUUAACUGUUUUAUUUUUAAGGCUUGGUUGGGGGACUCAAACAUGGCUGCCCACCCCCCCCCCCAUGGCCUGCGUUUCAAUCAGGGUAGCUCAUUUCCUGUUACUUUAUGGAUUGUUUUUUUAUUGUUCGCUGACAGUUACAUUGUCUGUUUCCCUUUAAUGGGCUUUUAACCCGCCAG
Messenger RNA from Spea bombifrons (plains spadefoot toad), 1761 nucleotides. It is a transcript of the gene FLOT1, whose product is annotated as flotillin 1. Lineage: Eukaryota; Metazoa; Chordata; Amphibia; Anura; Pelobatidae. The transcript has 13 exons. Gene Ontology annotation, biological process: regulation of receptor internalization; protein kinase C signaling; protein localization to plasma membrane. The coding region runs from base 137 to 1426 and encodes 429 amino acids. The record is from RefSeq and is a predicted model, not a curated record. Gene Ontology annotation, cellular component: plasma membrane.